Molecule: messenger RNA, 2085 nt
Organism: Lycium barbarum (goji berry)
Lineage: Eukaryota; Viridiplantae; Streptophyta; Magnoliopsida; Solanales; Solanaceae
Product: acyl-CoA-binding domain-containing protein 5-like
Exons: 5
Coding region: 243-1850 (535 amino acids)
Biological process (GO): fatty acid metabolic process
Molecular function (GO): fatty-acyl-CoA binding
Source: RefSeq, a predicted model, not a curated record
UAAAAAAAUCCGAAUAUACUUUACUCUAAGGAACACAUAUCCCUUUCUGAUUGUUAAACGUGCCCCAUAUUAUAGCAUGGAAAUUGCUUAAAAAUUCCACAACAUUAAUGCUUUCCCACAUUUUUCUAACAUUCUUAUCCUUUGCAAAUUCAUUUGAAAGUUGAACUCUUCUUCAUCUUAUUAUUAUUAUUAUUAGUAUUAUCUCAGCAAUCUUUGAUCAUUUGGGAAAGUUAAAGAAAAAAAUGAAUCUUUUUCAAGAAUUCUUUGUUACUGCUAUGGUAGCUCUUAUAUUUUCUUGCAUAAUUGUGAAAUUUGUUUCUGCUGCAGUGUUAAAGGAUGGAAAGAUUGAUCAUAAAGAGAAAUAUGUUGUGGAGGAAACCAAGAUUACAAAAGGGUUGGUUGUUAAGAGUAGAAAAAGUAAGAAGAGAGUCAAAUUUGUUGAACAAGAAGUUGUUGGAAAUGUUGAUUGUAUUGAAACACAGCAACCAAAUAAAGUUGGAGGAGUAGUUGAUCAGUCUAAAAAUGCUUCAGGGGAAGAGGUGUUUGUUGAGAAGAAAAUUGAGGGUAUUUUACGGAAAGAUGAUGACUUUAAGGGAGAAAAGAUUCUUGAAAAUCUUGAUUUGAUUGAGCAUUGUGGUGGUGAAAGGGAGGUGAGUGAUGGUCAUGAUGAUGGCGACAUGUCUAGCAAAAUUGGGUUGCUGGAGGAAAAUGAUGAAGUUAAGAAGAUUGAGAAAAAAAUUGAGGAUAUUUUAGAGAUGGGUGAUGACUUUAAGGGAGAAAAGAUUCCUAAGAAUCUUGGAUUGAUUGAGCAUUGUGGUGGUGAAAGGGAGGUGAGUGAUGGUCAUGGUGAUGCUUUUUUGUGUGGAAAGAUUGGGUUGCUGGAGGAAAAGGAUGAAGUUAAAAAUGAGAAAAAUAUUGAGGGUAUUUUAAAGAAAGGUGAUGACUUUAAGGGGGAAAAGGUUCCUGAAAACCUUGGAGUCAUUGAGCAUUGUGGUGGUGAAAGGGAGGUGAGUGAUGGUCACGAUGAUGCCUCUUUGUGUGGAAAAAUUGGGUUGCUGGAGGAAAAGGAUAUUGAAGUUAAGAUUGAGAAAAAAAUUGAGGGUAUUUUAGAGAAAGGUGAUGACUUUAAGGGAGUAAAGACUCCUGAAAACAUCAAAGAGAUCGAGCAAUGUGAUGGUCAUGAGGAUACAGAUAUGUCUUGCAAAAUUGGGUUGUUGGAGGAAAUGGAUGAAGUUAAGAAGAUUGAUGAGUUGCUUUUUGUUAAGGAGGAAGAUAUCACGAAUGAUUUGGUUGUUGAUGAAGUUGAGUUAGGUGAAAAUAAGGUGGUAGAGAUAGGAGAAGGGUUGAGUAAAGAGACAGAUACAAAGGUGAUGUAUGAAGAUAGUGAUGAUGAUUGGGAAGGAAUUGAGAGAAGUGAAUUGGAGGAGGAAUUUGUUAAAGCUGUAAACUUUGUGGAUGAGGGAAAUGGGAAGGAGAAUUUGGGGAGUGAAUCGAUGAUGCAGUUGUAUGGACUCCAGAAAAUUGCUAUGGAAGGGCCUUGUCAUGAACCUCAACCAAUGGCAUUGAAAGUCUAUGCUCGCGCCAAAUGGAAUGCGUGGCAAAAAAUGGGAAGCAUGAAUCCGGAGGUGGCUAUGGAGCAGUAUAUUAAGCUUCUUUCAGACAAUGUUCCCCGAUGGACGCAUCAUAGUGAGGAUGAUUGUGAAGUAGGGUCUUCAAAAACUAAAAUGCCUGGAGAUUCAGAUUCCAUCCCAGAUUCUUUUAAUGAUAUAAGCAAAGAUGAAAGGACACAGGAAGUGAACCGUGCUGCAGAGGGAGAUGAUUUUCCUGGAGGUGAAAAGGAUAAAGAAUGAGACAAACUCACCAGCAGGUGUGCUGCAAUUUCUGCUUCAAGAAUUUGAGGUCUUUGCGGUUCAUAACACUACUUGGUUCUCCCUAAUGUUUCCUUAUCAGAUUAUGCAUCUACCUUGCACAUGUAAAUAGUUAUUUCCACUGAAUAAAAACGACAAUAUAUAUUUAGAUAAACAAUGAUCUCUUUAUUUCAGUGGCUAUCCAUUAUAUGAAGUCAAUAAUAAUCUCUUUGGUUCU